UUCCACCAUUGCUAACUUCACGUUUAACCAUUUGCGGCAUUGUGGGAAAUAUUUCGCGUUGUUUAGUUAUUUUGUAAAGAAAAACGAACAUUUAUUUUAAUAUAUUUCACACAAAUAUCAAUUAAAAAUGGCUGAUGUGCUCGACAUUGAUAACGCGGAAGAGUUUGAAGUUGAUGAGGAUGGUGAUCAGGGUAUUGUACGUCUAAAAGAGAAAGUCAAGCACCGCAAGGGUCGUGGAUUUGGUAGCGAAAGUAAUUCCCGAGAGCCCAUACAAAGUUAUGAGCGCGUACGUCACGAAGAUGAGGAUGAACUUGAACCGGGUCCACAACGUUCCGUUGAGGGCUGGAUAUUAUUUGUUACUUCAAUACAUGAGGAAGCCCAGGAAGACGAUAUCCAAGAGAAAUUUUGUGAAUUUGGUGAUAUUAAGAAUAUUCACUUGAAUUUGGAUCGACGAACCGGCUUCUCUAAAGGCUAUGCACUGGUCGAAUACGAGACCCAUAAAAAUGCGUUGGCGGCAAAAGAAGCAUUGCACGGCACCGAAAUCAUGGGUCAAGUUAUACAGGUAGAUUGGUGUUUUGUGAAAGGACCGAAGCGUAUGAAGAAAUCAGAGAAGCGAAGGAGAUAAAAACUGAAUAAAUGCUGAUAUUUAUUCGGUACUUUGCAGAAGUAGUAACGAUUUCUUAUAAAAGUAUGAAGAAAUAUUACUUUAAGGAAAUU
This is a messenger RNA of Bactrocera latifrons, 717 nucleotides long. It is a transcript of the gene tsu, whose product is annotated as RNA-binding protein 8A. Gene Ontology annotation, molecular function: mRNA binding. Gene Ontology annotation, biological process: RNA splicing. Lineage: Eukaryota; Metazoa; Arthropoda; Insecta; Diptera; Tephritidae. The transcript is spliced from 2 exons. Bases 128 to 625 code for a protein of 165 amino acids. Gene Ontology annotation, cellular component: exon-exon junction complex; cytoplasm; nucleus. The record is from RefSeq and is a predicted model, not a curated record.